This is a messenger RNA of Arabidopsis lyrata subsp. lyrata, 1080 nucleotides long. Its product is annotated as thymidine kinase a. Lineage: Eukaryota; Viridiplantae; Streptophyta; Magnoliopsida; Brassicales; Brassicaceae. The coding region runs from base 213 to 923 and encodes 236 amino acids. The record is from RefSeq and is a predicted model, not a curated record. The transcript is spliced from 4 exons. Gene Ontology annotation, biological process: thymidine metabolic process. Gene Ontology annotation, molecular function: thymidine kinase activity; ATP binding.
UAAAUUUUUUAAAAAAAAGCUCCCACUCAAAAUUUCAAACCCUUAUCUUUGACAAAUCUUCUCCAACAAUUUUCUUCCUUGUUCAACCUCUGGAUCUCCGUGUAUAUAUAUCUUCCACAAGUUAUUCACCAUCGCUACCUAAAAACCACAAGCAAUCUGAAACCUUUCUCCUCUUUUUUAUCUUGUUCACAUCCCCACACCCACAAUCUGCCAUGGCGACUCUCAAAGCUUCGUUUUUGCUCAAAACCCUCGACAGUGACGUCGCCGGGGAUGUUCUCUCGGAUCUGGAACGUCGUGGGUCAGGUGCUAUUCAUGUUAUCAUGGGUCCUAUGUUUUCUGGGAAAUCGACCUCUCUCCUUCGCCGAAUCAAGUCAGAGAUUAGUGACGGAAGAAGUGUUGCGAUGCUGAAAUCGAGCAAGGAUACGAGAUACGCCAAAGAUUCGGUGGUGACACAUGACGGAAUUGGAUUCCCUUGCUGGGCUCUUCCAGAUCUCAUGUCAUUUCCUGAGAAAUUCGGACAAGAUGCUUAUAACAAGCUUGAUGUGAUUGGUAUUGAUGAGGCUCAGUUCUUCGGAGAUCUUUAUGAGUUUUGCUGCAAAGUCGCUGAUGAUGAUGGCAAAACUGUGAUCGUUGCUGGCCUAGAUGGUGACUAUCUAAGGAGGAGCUUUGGCGCUGUACUUGACAUUAUACCAAUAGCUGAUUCUGUGACUAAGCUAACUGCAAGGUGUGAGGUUUGUGGACAUAAAGCUUUCUUCACUCUAAGAAAGAAUUGUGACACCAGAACUGAGCUUAUUGGUGGAGCUGAUGUCUACAUGCCUGUUUGUCGCAAGCAUUACAUCACUAAUCACAUUAAAGCUUCUAAGAAAGUGUUUGAAGAUUCUGACAAGGCAAGACCUGAAUCCUGUGUUGCUGCUACCAUCUAACUAUAAAUGAUAUGGAACAAGUAACAUCUGUUAUAGUGAAAUUUUCUUCUUUUUUGCUUGUUUGGUUUUUUUACUGGUCUGGUUUAUCCUCAAUGUUGUCUUUGAAAUACACUUGUGAUGUUCCUUGUAUAUAAAUAUAAGUUUGAUGCUUUCUCUA